AUGUCUGCAUCUGAGGAGACAGGGCCCAUGUCCUUCUCGACCCCUGAGGGAUCCCCCAGCCUUGACAGCCCAAACGAUGGUCUGGACUCCUCCAGCCUCUCAGGCUCAGGAAGGGACUCCUCACUUGGGACUCUCCAGGUGGAAUUUCCAUCCUUUCCCAGGGCGACCACCCCAGCUUCACCUCUACCUCUACCGCACGACUUCGACUUCCCGUUCCCCCCUAAAGAGCACAGGGGACAGUCACGAGACUCCAUGGACUCGACACCAACUUCUUCCCUCGUGGUUUCCUCACUGUCACCCGGCUUCUCAAUAAUGUACCACAUGUUCGUACCGUCAUCGCCUAGUCCUUCAUGCCCAGCCCUCAGGGAUUCCCCACCGGCCCGAAGCUACUCGCCUCCCACCAACCCUCGGAGACCCCGGCGGGAAAAAGAGGCCAGCCCCCAGGGCAACACUGGUGCCUGCCACACCUCCCAGAUCUCUUCGGCGGGGUCUCCCCUGGGCUCGCCCUCGGCCUUGAGCUACUCGUCUAUCAGCAUCUCUUCCGUGGGGUCUCCCCUGGGCUCUCAAGUGGCCCACGGCUGCUCGCUCAACACUCCUCCGAGACCCCAGCGGGAGACCGAAGCCAGCCCCCGGAGCCCCAUUGGUGCCUGGCACACCUCCCCGAUCUCUUCCGCGGGGUCUCCCGUAGGCUCGCCCUCUGCCCUGAGCUACUCGCCCAUAAGCACCUCGUACGCGGGGUGGUCCCUGGGCUCGCCCUCGGCCCUAAGUUACUCGCCCAUCAGCAUCUCUUCUGCGGGGUCUCCCCUGGGCUCACCCUCGGCCCUGAGCUACUCGCCCAUCAGUGUCUCUUCCGCGGGGUCUACCCUGGGUUCACACGUGGGCCCCGGUUGCUCGCCCAACACGCCUCCGAGACCAUGGCGGGAGACCGAAGCCAGCCACCAGGGCCCCACUGCUGCCUGGCACACAUCCCCGAUCUCUUCCGCAGGGUCUCCCCUGGGCUCGCCCUCGGACCUGAGCUACUCGCCCAUCAGCAUCUCUUCCGUGAGGUCUCCCCUGGGCUCGCCCUCGGCCCUGAGCUACUCGCCCAUCAGUGUCUCUUCCGCGGGGUCUACCCUGGGUUCACACGUGGGCCCCGGUUGCUCGCCCAACACCCCUCCGAGACCAUGGCGGGAGACCGAAGCCAGCCCCCGGGGCCCCACUGCUGCCUGGCACACCUCCCCGAUCUCUUCCGCGGCGACUCCCCUGGGCUCGGCCUCGGCCCUUAGCUACUCACCCAUCAGCAUCUCUUGCGCGGAGUCUCCACUGGCUUCCCCCGUGGCCCCCGGCUCCUCGCCCCAGUGGGGGACUGAAUCGAGCCCCCGGGGCACCACUAAUCCCUGGCAGACCUCCCCCAUCUCUUCCACUGGGUCUCCCCUGGGCUCACCCACAGGCCCAUGGGACUCUCUCGUGGCCCCCCGCUCCUCUCCCACCACCCCCAAAUUUCUGCCCGAGUUGGCGUGGGCAAAAGGCCGAGCCCACAGGAGCCUGGGUCUUGCCUGUUUCUCCACGGCGGCAGUCACUGUCACACACCUCCCCGUGGAAGAGACCUUCGUGCAUCCCGAGGGCACACACACCCUUGCCCUUCACCUUGCUAUUGUCACCCACUGGCUCUCAAGAGAGAACGGUCUCAAGGCCGUCCUCAGCACCCUUGCGCUUAUCGGCGGGACCCUCUCACACUCCCACUCCCAGGGCCAUACGGCCAGCACCCCCAGCCUGCUGGUGUCCUUGUGGGCGACACUGCAGACAGCGCAUGAAGCUGCUCAGAGGAACCCUGUCUGUCCGAGUGGGCAGCCUGCCCAGGGGGCCAUCUUGCCGCCUGCACCGCCAGACACACUUCUGGCCGCAGCAGCCAACCUCAAGUGA
Balaenoptera ricei (Rice's whale) is the source of this 1902-nucleotide messenger RNA. Its product is annotated as DNA-directed RNA polymerase II subunit RPB1. Lineage: Eukaryota; Metazoa; Chordata; Mammalia; Artiodactyla; Balaenopteridae. Bases 1 to 1902 code for a protein of 633 amino acids. The transcript has 3 exons. The record is from RefSeq and is a predicted model, not a curated record.